UGUGGCGCACGGGCUUAGUUGCUCCGCGGCAUAUGGGAUCUUCCCAGACCAGGGCUCGAACCCAUGUCCCCUGCGUUGGCAGACAGAUUCUUAACCACUGCACCACCAGGGAAGCCCCCAUGUUGUUCAUUUUUGUCUCCAGACUAGUUAUCACUGGGAGUCCUGGCUCUGGAGUCCACUAAGCCUGGUUCCAUCCAGUUCCACCAUUUAUUAGGCUUGUGACCUUGAGCAAAUUAGCUGACCUUGCUGGGCCUCAUUUUGCUCAUCUCUAAUAUGGGAGUUGACUCACAGGGUGUUAGAACAAAUGCACGUAAAGCCCUUAGCACAUUUCUACACGUAAUACACAUUAGUGAAAAUGAGACAUUAUCAGCCGGACAUUGCUGUUUCAAGUUUCAAAAUAUGGAAACACUGACCCAGAAUUUGAGGAUAAAAAUGAAGUUUUUUCUGUUACCCAAUGGAAUCUCCUGGGCCAGAGGUUUUAACCUGGGGUCUGUGACAACCUCAGGGAGUAUGAAUGAGUUGAAAUCAUUCACAAGGCUGGGGCAUCUCUGCCUCUGCAGAAAUUUGUUGGGAAAGGGCCAUGGUUUAUGAGACAUUUUUAGAGCGUCUUUGCACCCACAGAGACCUAAGGGUCAGUGAAAGCUGAAGCUCAGUGGGUGAGAGGUCACCAAGGUCAUUUCUGCUCCUCGAGGAGCCUGGCCUUAGUCAGCCUAAGUGAAGCAGGAGACGGUGUGGUCAGCAGCCCUCUUGGAAGAGCUGUAGGAGAAGCUGUCAUGAAGGUCACUCUCCAAUCUGAUGUGAGGCUGCCCCUCAGCCUUGGCAUUUUGUUUCUUUCCAGGCUGUUCUUUCCACAAUAAAUAUAUUAGAAACAAGGUCAAGGCUGGCUGGCCAUCCUGGGGAACAUCCUCCCAGCCUGGCCCACCUCUCCUCUAUGUUGCAUGGGGAUGGGAGGUGGGCUCUGCACCCUGUUGCUUUUUCUGGACUCAGGAAUGCUGCCUCCUGGCUAUGAGUGCAAAGCUUUGUGGAAGAUUUGGAGUCAGAAACUAUAAAUCCUGUAGUUUGCUGGACUCUGUGCUGGGAGGUUGAGGAGGUGGGGUCGGGUGUGGCAGGAACCACGCUGGAACCCUCACAGCCCAGAGCUGUGUUCAGGCAGAGGAAUGAGCCCUGGGUGUGUUGAUAUGGCUUUGCACGUGGGGUUGGAGUCAACAGUUGAGUCUGGAAAGGAGGACCCAAAUGUGUGGCAUCUGAACAGUGACCUGAGGGGAGGGCGGGCAUCAUGGCAGGAGGACUCACCUGUGCAAAAGACACAGGGAGCAAGCACUCAGAGAGUUCUGGUGUGUUUAUGUGUGGAGCUGGAUGGAGAUAGGAGAGAAUGGCUGAGGAGUCAGGGAUGGGUGUGGAUAGCCACAUGUGGAGCUUUGGGGGUUUGACCUUUAACCCAAGGGUGAGGGUUUUGUAGGGGAGGGACAUGGACAGCCUUGUGGUUUAGAGCUCAGGGAUGCAAAGUUAGCAGAAAGCAAGCAGUGACCUUGACCAGAGAACCCAGUAUCAGCACUGAUGUACUGGGUGAGCUUGGGGCAACCAGCUGAACCUUGGUUUUCCCACCUGUAAAGUGGGCUGACAGUGGAAUCUGACCACAUGGCGAUGUGAUCACGACAUAGAGAUAAACACAUCAAGGUCAAGAAGGCCUCGAAUGAGGUUGGUGUUGGCCUCAGCAGCCCCAUUUGACAUCUUUAAAGCAAAGUCUUCAGUCCACAUACCUUUGAAGGUUCCUUCUCCCACUUUCUGGGAGCCCCUGAGCAGUCCUGUUCCUCAGGAGAGCUCACUCUGCCCUGUCCCACUCCACCGGGCCAAAGGGGUCUUCUUGUCCUUUUAUCCCUCCACCUCUUUACUCUACCACUACUUCUGCCAAGUAGUUUUUGUAUUAGCAUGUUAAUCACACUGUUAAGAACAAUGUUGAAAAAGGAAAAAACACCCCCCCACUUCCUUCACCUCACUGUCCCACCACAUGGCGCCACUUUUUUUUUCUUUGGAUGAGCUUCUGGCCUUAUUUCCCCUCAUCCUCCAUCUCCAGCUUCUCGGUUUCCUGCCCUAAUCUCUUUCUGAGGCUCUAGACAUUUGCUAAUGUUGUUUCUUCUGACUGGCAUACUCCUUUCUCCAAGACCUUCCCUGAGGGCUGCUUAGGACAGAGCGGGAGAUGGCCCUCAUCCAUUCCUCCAGCUUUCCCCCUGCCCCAGAGUUCAAGAUGCUCAGCAAGGCAUCUUGAGAGCAUGAUGUGGUAGGGUUGGGCCACAAUGAGUGAGCCAAGCAUAGUGAAUACUAGGGUGGAAGGGGCAGAGAUGCGAGAUGUGGGGCUGUGUCCUGCCUCCAGUAACCCAAGUUUGCAUGUGGUACAGUCACAGUCUGACCCCUUGGAAAUGUGACCAAGACAGAGCAGCUGGGACUAGCUGUUGAUCCUAUGUUUUUCCCAUUUGUUGAUGUAUUUCUUGGCAGAGUGUGAACUGGGAUACACCUUGUCCCAAGCAGGCGUGACCGGGUCCAAGCUUUCUCCUCUGCUUGUUUUAGACUUUCCUGGACAUUUCUUAGUCAUCCCAGCACUGAACUGCUAUUUUUAGUGCCACCACCUCCUAGGGGACUUAAAAUAAAGCUGGCUCAGCUUCCUGGCCCCUCAUUGGCUGGAGUGUUGGUCACAGGCAGGGAGAUUGGCUGGAUUGGGGAUAAGCCACUGCCCACUAACACUGUCCUUCCCUCUGGCUCUUCUGGCCUUGGGUGAGGUCAUAGGGACUGGAGCAAACUAGCACUUAACCAUGUUGAGUUGAGGGCUUUACUAGGUUCCCUUAGUGAGACCACAACCACUGGCAACCUCAGGGUUCCACCCUCUUAUAGAGAAGGGGGCUGAGGCCCUAAGAAGUGCAGUGACUUGCGUGAGAUCCCACUACUGCCAAUGGUUGUCUGCCAGGGCCAAACCCACCUCCUUACUGCUUUGGUUCAGAGUUCCUGUUAUUAGGAGAGAGGGGGUGGGCUCCUCUACAGUCAGAGAUGACUACAGAGCAACACACAGGUCUGCUGUCAUGGAUCCUGCAGGGAGAUGCACGCCACCCUACCCGGGCCUGCCAAAGCGUCUCAACGAGGCCGGGUGACGCUCCAGAAUGGGAGACAAGCCAAUUUGGGAGCAGAUUGGAUCCAGCUUCAUUCAACAUUACUACCAGUUAUUUGAUAACGACAGAACCCAACUAGGCGCAAUUUAUUCAGGGCCAGUUCAGAAAUUUAGAAGAAAAGAAAAGGAUCUUACCAGUGGAAGAACAAAUCCAGCACAGAUUGACGCGUCAUGCCUUACGUGGGAAGGACAGCAAUUCCAGGGGAAAGCUGCCAUUGUGGAGAAAUUGUCUAGCCUUCCGUUCCAGAAAAUCCAGCAUAGCAUCACGGCGCAGGACCAUCAGCCCACGCCAGAUAGCUGCAUCAUCAGCAUGGUUGUGGGCCAGCUCAAGGCCGAUGAAGACCCCAUCAUGGGGUUCCACCAGAUGUUCCUAUUAAAGAACAUCAAUGAUGCUUGGGUUUGCACCAAUGACAUGUUCAGGCUUGCCCUGCACAACUUCGGCUGACCUCCUCCCAGCCAGGCACUCAUGCUGUUUCCUCCUCCCUCCUCUUCCCGAUAUUAUUCAUGCUCCUCCAGAUGCUCCAAAUAUCAUACACAAAUGAGCAGGGCCGCGGUGGGAGUGGGCGCAGUGCGCUACUGCUGCCGAGGUAUUGUGCAUGAUGUUUGGACGCUAGACUAGUUGCAUCUGAUGGGAGAAGUUUGUGUUGUACCAGCGCAUGCCUUGGAAAGACUUAAGUAAUGCGAAAGGUUGUCUUUUUUUUUUUUUUUUUUAAUCUACUGACAAGUUGCUCUAGUAACCCAAAGAAGUGAAGGAGAAAGCAGCUGCCUCACCACCGAGAUAUUGAUUUGUUCAGAUGUUUCAAUGCCUCAUGAUACAAUAAAACCACAAAAAUUUUCUUAACAGUUUAAAUUGUUUUAAUUAGUUUAAUAGUUGGCUGGGCAUCAGUAACUACCCUGCCUCAUUGGCUCUCUCAUGUCUCACCCUCCCACCUCUGCCCCACUUCAGCGAUACCUGUUGCAAGGAGAAAACGCUGAAGCAGCACUCUCAGCUGGCUUCUCUCAGAAGCCCUGUAGGGCAUAGUGUUCCCUCCAUGGCCCACCUGGUCUUGGGAAAGUGAGCUGCAGACAGGCAGAGCUCAGGUCUGACCUGAAGCUUCCCUUGCACUGAAGCCUCUGCAGUCAGUUCUGACACCUCCUGUGAUGUCUACGCUGGGUAGGGUCAAGGCUCUAAUGACAUGUGAGAUGACCCAGAACCCCAUCGAAGAUGGAAAAGCCUUGGCAAAAAUGGCCCAUUAGCUUCAGGCCCUCUGAACUGAGGGCUCAGCAAGGCCAAGUAUGAGCAGAGGUUUGAGGGAGAAGGGCCUGUUCUAUCCACAGAAGGGUCAGGAUCACAUCCAGUGUGCCCUGUAAAUCCCAAGCCAAGCAGAGGGCAGCUCUGAUGCUGUACCAUCUGCUGUGGAUAUCAUUACCCAAAGGGGAGUAACUCGAACAGCCAGCCUCCAAUGCCCAUGGAGCCAGGCCCGGUUGGGUUGGAGUAUAGAUUUAGAACUACGAAAGAAAGCAUUCUGAGUUUGAGGGAUUUAGGUUCUAGGAUUUCUCACCCCUGAGACCUCUGCAAGGCAUCUCUAGGCCUCCUCCAAUUCCCUCCCUGACCACACACACACCCCUUCACACUAUCUUCAAAUCCCGGGAAGUCUCAGCUGUUGGGGCAGUUUCUGCUCCUCAGUUUUGGGGACAAGCCUUGCCUAGUACAAAUCUAGCCCUUGAGCCCUGAGACCUUGGUGGUGUAAAACUCGUGGCAAGGUAGCAACCACAGGCUAGAACCAAACCCAGGACUUGGGCUGAUGCCCUGUUAGGGGUUUUAGGAUUGGUGAGGGCACCAUAGCUUUGCCUGACCUGCACAGCCCCCUUCCCUCCUGCACUAUGGAUGGAAGCCAAGGACUUCCUCAGACCCCCACUGGUUGCCUGGCUACACUGGGCACUGGGCUGGAUGAUGUGCUGUUUGAAAGGACAGCAUACUCAGGAGAUUUCAAUGGGGCUGAUUUCUUGGCUGCUGUGUAUUUGGGGGGUGGAGUUUGGGGAGAGAGGUAGAAACCUGCUACCUCUUAAACCACCCUGUAUAAAAUCUGCAAUACAGCUUUUCCAUGUAUCUGUGCCUGAAAUGUCUGCAAUAAAGAGGUGUUUGUAAA
Lagenorhynchus albirostris (white-beaked dolphin) is the source of this 5286-nucleotide messenger RNA. It is a transcript of the gene NUTF2, whose product is annotated as nuclear transport factor 2. Gene Ontology annotation, cellular component: nuclear pore central transport channel. Gene Ontology annotation, biological process: protein import into nucleus. The transcript has 6 exons. The record is from RefSeq and is a predicted model, not a curated record. NCBI's taxonomy places the organism in Eukaryota, Metazoa, Chordata, Mammalia, Artiodactyla, Delphinidae. The coding region runs from base 3150 to 3602 and encodes 150 amino acids.